Perca flavescens (yellow perch) is the source of this 760-nucleotide messenger RNA. RefSeq names its product X-linked retinitis pigmentosa GTPase regulator-interacting protein 1-like. The record is from RefSeq and is a predicted model, not a curated record. Gene Ontology annotation, biological process: non-motile cilium assembly; retinal rod cell development. Lineage: Eukaryota; Metazoa; Chordata; Actinopteri; Perciformes; Percidae. The coding region runs from base 104 to 760 and encodes 218 amino acids. The transcript is spliced from 6 exons. Gene Ontology annotation, cellular component: photoreceptor connecting cilium.
GGAGGAGGAGGAGGAGGAGAAGAGGAGUGAGAGUGCUGCAGCAGGAGACAGUGAAGCCCCAGAGUCUUCAGAGUCAAGUUCCUCACAAAGCGACAUUAUUAUCAUGCCACCAAAACGGAAAAUGAGGAAGGGAGACAAGCUGAGAGUCGAGAUUAUGUCCCUGACGUUUGAACCGUCCUCACACGUGGCGCUGGACAAAUCAGUGCAGCGUGUUUAUGUGGAAUACCGGCUGCUGGGUGUCCCCAUGGAGACGACAGAAACGCCCAUGUCCCUCCGCAAGCCCACAAAUGGGGAGGAGAUUCACUACAACUUCACACGAGUGAUUUAUGUGGAUGGCUCACAGUCAGCUCCACUCAGACAGUAUCUUUACACCAUGUUGGAGGGCACGGACCCCAACCAGGGCAGGUUAAAGUUCACAGUAGUCAGUGAGCCGAUGGACGAUGAGGAGGAGUGUGUGGACGUUGGACAUGCUUUUCUGGACCUACAGAAACUUCUCCUCACUGGAAAUGAUGUCAGCGACCAACAAAUUGAUGUGGUGAGUGUGGAUGAAGACAAGGAGGUGAUAGGAAAUCUGAAAGUGUCUCUGGAAGCAGCGAAAGCUCUGACUGGGAUAUACCAGGAGUUUCACCAGAAGAUUGAGACCAAGAAAGAAGAUAACACAGAUGAGGAAGAAGAGGAGGAGAAAGAAGAAGAGGAGCAAGAGGGAGAGAAGAAAACAGAUGAAAUAGUGAUAGAUUAUGAGGAUGAUAGUGACUUCUGA